This is a messenger RNA of Hyaloscypha bicolor E, 2911 nucleotides long. RefSeq names its product HET-domain-containing protein. Bases 74 to 2911 code for a protein of 945 amino acids. NCBI's taxonomy places the organism in Eukaryota, Fungi, Ascomycota, Leotiomycetes, Helotiales, Hyaloscyphaceae. The record is from RefSeq and is a predicted model, not a curated record. The transcript has 2 exons. Gene Ontology annotation, molecular function: protein binding.
AUACCUGUCACGAUCACCAACAAACAUUAUUACCCAAAACGCAAAGUAUUAAGACGCUGGACAUAUCUUAAUCAUGCCUCCGUACAGGUAUUCGGAGGCCUCGCUGGAUCCUGACAGUACUCGCCUGCUCCGCCUGAUGCCUUGCGAAGACGAGACGGCUCCCAUCCAGUGCCAGCUCUUUAACUACGAUCUCCAGAAAUCGAGCGGGCGUCCUCAUCGGUACGAAGCCUUGUCCUAUGUAUGGGGCAGCUCGGACAAGCGCCAGUCUCUCGUCAUAGAUGGGAGUGAGCCGCGUGACCUGGCUAUCACAGCGAACCUCCAUAAUGCGCUCUCACGCCUUCGCGACCACUCUUUUGAACGAGUAUUAUGGGCAGAUUCUGUUUGCAUCAACCAAGAAGAUGAACCGGAGAAAAAGCGCCAGAUCCAGUUGAUGGCGAAGAUCUAUGGCCAAGCGGACCGUGUAGUCGUUUAUCUGGGAGAGGCGGCAGACAAUAGCGAUCAAGCCUUGGAGGAUAUACGUGCUGCAGCAGAAAACGAGUCUACUACUUCAUUAAUCAGUAACAAAAGUCAGGAAGCGAUUCUUAAGUUGCUUGAGCGACCCUGGUUUCGGCGCAUCUGGGUACUUCAAGAAGUUGCCUUGGCUCGGAAUAUUCUGAUUAUGUGCGGUUCUACCGAAAUAAAUGGAUAUACCUUCUGCUCUGGUUUCAACAAUAUGGAGCUUCCCUACAAAGACGGCCCAGCAUUGCAACUGAUCCGAUCAAUGGUCUACCUUAUAAGAGGGGCAAUCUUCCGGCCGAAGUACACAGUCAAUCCAACAAACGGGCUGCUCUCACUCGGUGAGCUGAUAGAUAUGUACCAUGCCCGUGAGGCCACUCAGCGCCAUGAUAAGGUGUACGCCUUGCUCAGUAUGAGCUCUGAUGGCCUCGAUGCUGCUGACUUGUUACCUGACUACGCGGUUCCAUGGAAGACACUCUUGCGACGACUUAUCGAAUUCGUUCUGUCCACAAAGGUAUCUAUAGAAGUUUGGGACAACAGAGAGACAGCAGUAAUCAAGGGCAAGUGCUACAUUAUCGGGUAUAUAUCCUCGGUUGAGAAUGACAGUACUCGAUACGACAGACAGAGUGCUAAAGUCGUAUUCAACAAUGCAUACAAGUCUGAGUCCAAGUUAGAACCUCCCUCUCGAUGGACCCUCCAGGUCUCGGCAAUACCUGUUCUGGAACGAGAUGUUGUCUGUUUUCUACAAGGGGCUUCAAAUCCAUCCAUCAUCAGACCGUACAAAACCUAUUUUGCUCUUAUCAUGGUUUCGGUUACCCUUCGACAGCACGAAAAGAUAGAGAGCGCAUUUCUUGAGCGUCAAAACUUCUUGACUUCGGCGGAAAGCUUCUCGCCCGACCUCGUGCUUGUGUGGGACUGGGAAGCUUCCCGAGAGGGUUUUCAGGGUCGAGUUGGAUACGAAUACGCAGUGGAGAUACAUAUCCUGGCGCCAGAAUACUUCGAGACAUCUGUGAGCGAUAGCGCAAGAUUCGACGAUGUCACAAUGGCAUUAAAAAUCGCGGAAGAGUUUGAGGGAGCCAAAAAAAGGCUUCAGGAGAUGAUAGAAGCCCAUGAAAGAGAGUUUGGGAAGGAAAAUCCUCGUACACUCUCACGCAUGGAUGAACUCGCCAUGGUAUACAAGGAAAAAGAGGAAUUGACGGAGGCAGAGAACCUGUUAUUGCAAGUGAUAGAGACAAGAAAGCGUGUGCAGGGAACAGAGCAUCCAGAUACGCUGAGUAGCAUUGCCAACCUCGCCUCAACUUACCUAGACCGCGACAUCAAGUACCCUUCGUCUACAGGAGACCCAGGAAUGGCAGCAAGUCUAACGGAUCAAAUAAGGACCAACGUCAAGAUCACAGAAGGAAACUUGAUCCGGGCUAUGGAGAUAUCUGGCAAAAAGGUGGUCGCCCUUUUACUAGGCUUAAAAAGGGAAAAUAUCCCAAUCACCGAAGGGUUGGUCAAGGCAGCAGCUGGCCUCAGCAAUGGCAUCUGGAUAAUAGGGCUGCUCCUUGAUAACUGCGGCGACGAGAUCAAGAUCACCGAAAAGAUCGUUGCAGCAGCAGCUCGGAACCCGGAUCGCUAUUUAAUGGAGCUGCUACUUAGGCGGCGAGGCAACGAGGUUAAAAUAACUGAAGAAGUGGUUAUAGCAGCAGCUGAGAACAAAUCGCCGGAAAUGAUAGAGCGGCUCUUGAUCCGUUUCGGUAGUGAUAUCAAGAUCACCGAAGAAAUCCUUAAAGCAGCAGCUCGAAACCCAGUUGAAUCUGUGAUGAGAGAACUACUGAACCGCCGAGGCAACGAGGUUAAAAUAACUGAAGAAGUGGUUAUAGCAGCAGCUGAGAACAAAUCGGUAGAUAUAAUGGAGCGGCUCUUAGCUCGUUUCGGUGAUGAGAUCAAGAUUACCGAGGAAAUCCUUAAAGCAGCAGCUCGAAACCCAGUUAUAUAUAUAAUGGCAGAACUACUUAACAAGCGCCGCAACGAGGUUAAAAUAACCGAAGAAGUGGUUAUAGCAGCAGCCGAGAGUAAACAGCGGUAUAUGAUGGAGCUGCUACUGAAACGGUUCGGAGACGAGAUCAGGAUCACCGAAAGAGUAGUCGUGGCAGCAGUAACGGUUGAGGAAGGGGCAACGUGCCAUGUGCUUGAAAUGCUUAUCGACUAUGACAGCAACAGGAUCGAAAUCACUGAGGAGGUAGUCAAAGCAGCGGCUGGCAAUGUUGGGACUAGUUCGAUGUUUUUACUUCUUGAUCGGCUCGGGUACAAGACUCAUUUAAGUGAAGCAGUGGUGAGAGUAGCGGCUGAAAAUCCUAGAAUGAUAAAGCUUCUCCGUGAGCAUCGCGGCGACGAAGUUAUGCUGUAUGAGGAUGCAGCCAAGCAAUGGUAG